AUGGCUUCUGAACCAACAGAAGAAGCCAUUGCGAACUUUGUGAGCUUCACAAGCACAAGUCGCGAACAGGCAAUCAACUUCCUUAAAGCUAAUGACCUCAACUCAAAUAAAGCCAUCAAUGCCUACUUCGAAGAUCCCACAGGUCCGCAGACACAGGCUUCCAAUUACCUAAAUGACCCAAACAUACCCUCGUUUCAUAUCGAACACUCCGACCCAGUUCCUAGCUCAGUUCCUCCCUCACGCCCACCGACCACAUUAGGCGAGAAAGCACAAGGACCUGAGUAUCAACAGGCGACCCCUCCGCCUUCGCAGAACGCUACGGAUCCCCGCAAAGGAUUAUCACUUGCUGAGCAGGAAGAGCGUGAGCUACAACAAGCUGUGGCCAUGUCCUUGAACCAAAACCUUGGACAACAGGAGACAGGCGUUACAACUUCAAACAAAUCGAACUUUGGCCGGGCCACCCGUGACUUUUAUGAUGAAGGUGCCUGGGCAAUGACUUUAUUUAACUCUAGCGCUCGCGAAAUUAUCAUCAGUCCAAACCCGGGAGACCGGAAGAGGGUGGAAGGCGAACCAGCAUUUCUGCGUCCAUCAGAAGACAGUCUAUAUCUAGGCGGGCUGUUGACCAUCCUUCACUCUAUACCCCUGGCUCGGGAAGCUCUCCUGCAAAGAAAUAGGAUCCUCUCGAACUAUGGGCACGACCCGCAGUGGUGGAACGGACAACCAAUAAACCUUCCAAAAAUAGUAACAAUUCAAGAUGCACACGACGGCGACACGGAUUGGGAUGAUAUAAUCUACGAAACACAGAGACUUGUCGCCUUUCUGGAUACUACGGAACGCUCCUUUGGUAGCGUGGAUGCUCUUACAGGCUUAAAGAGCAUGUCUACAUACGACUCGGAAGGCAGCAUAGGCAGGUUUUUGGAAACAUGGCAAGAUGCCGCUGUCCGAGCAGAUCCUGGGAAUCAAUUGUCAACUGUUUUCUCGUCGAAGGCAUAUAAACGACCUCUUACUGUUUACGACACACCUAUACACAAAGAUUUCUUCAUCCUUGAGUCAUUCGUGGACCCUGAGCAUGGCCAAACUCUCUAUGACGUUUUGGAUCGCGCCAUUUGGUCAGACAGGCCUGGUGAAGAGCUUGACGAUGUAUGGUUGGAGCAUAUAGGUGAAAUAUUCACUAUCAGAUUGGAAAAUACCGACAGUACAAAGCCUGUUGAUGUAAAAAUUCCUGCGGUCUUCUACCCUGAUCGAUAUCUCGCCAACUCCAGAGAUUUUUCUCGCGACUUUCGUGCCCAAAGGCUUCAGGAAUAUGACGGAAUAUCCAAAUUAGAAAGCCUGAUUGACCGCUUUUCGGCAUCAAAGUCUGCUAUGCACAGCAGAGGGAUGACUCUGAAGGAAACGCUAGAGAAGGCUGCUUCUGCAGUCUCCGUAACACUGCCCAAGAGCCUUGCAAAUGGCGCGAAUGGGUUGUCUUUGAGCCCGGAGGCGGCAAACGCGGAGGCGAAACGUUUAGCAGAUGAACUGCGAGAAGUCUCCAGUAAGAUUGAUGAUAAGCUGAAAGAGCUGGUUCAAAGAAAAGAGAGCGCUAUUGAGACACUUCGAAGCUACACAAAGAUAUUAACGGAACCGUCGAACAUCCCAGGGAAAACACCUCAUUAUAAAUACACCCUACGCGGGGUUUGUACUGAACCGCACGUAACUUACGUGUUACGGUCUAACAAUCACACGGAGAUGGCGGACACCGAACCUACAGCCGUCGAUGAGUGGCAGUGGUGGCGGAUCAGCUUUUCAACGGAUGACGCAAAAGCUCGGCAAGCGGAGUCGCAGCAGAGUGGUGCGUCCACUUCCAAAAAUGGAGAUGUAAUUGGAUAUACGGCGCGCAAAGUUCGAGAAAUUGAAGUCCUUAAAGCGGCUCGUGAAGAAUCCAAAAAUGUUUUGCUUAUCUACGCUAAUGGCAAUGCGAUGAAUUUCCGAGAGGAGCCAAUUCCAUCUCCACUCCAGGAAUUUGUCAAUGCAGACAAUGCAACAUUUGACGCUGAGUUCAAAGAACAAGAGCGUGCGGAAGAUGCAUCUGACAAGCAAAAUGAGGAUUCAAAUUCUGCCACUCGUCAGGAUCAGAGCACAGAGAUGAAUGAACUAGCCCAAGACUAUCAGCGAGAAACUACCUCGGCCGCUGCAAAUGUAAACGUGUUCGACUAUCAAGUUUCAAGCUUCGGUGACGCAGUGGAGUCCAGCCAGGAAAUGCAGGAAAGGGGAGGGCGAACUCUACUAGGUCAGAGUAGUACAGCAGGUCCUGUACAAUAUUUGCCGAGUACCAAUACCGCAUGGAACCAGUAA
Messenger RNA from Aspergillus bombycis, 2331 nucleotides. RefSeq lists its product as uncharacterized. Gene Ontology annotation, cellular component: nucleus; cytosol. Gene Ontology annotation, biological process: protein deubiquitination. The coding region runs from base 1 to 2331 and encodes 776 amino acids. Gene Ontology annotation, molecular function: protein binding. The transcript is spliced from 7 exons. NCBI's taxonomy places the organism in Eukaryota, Fungi, Ascomycota, Eurotiomycetes, Eurotiales, Aspergillaceae. The record is from RefSeq and is a predicted model, not a curated record.